This is a messenger RNA of Vitis vinifera (wine grape), 1310 nucleotides long. RefSeq names its product dirigent protein 16-like. The transcript has a single exon. The coding region runs from base 423 to 1184 and encodes 253 amino acids. The record is from RefSeq and is a predicted model, not a curated record. Lineage: Eukaryota; Viridiplantae; Streptophyta; Magnoliopsida; Vitales; Vitaceae.
AUAUAGUUAAAAAAGAUCAAACCUAACCAAAACAGGGAGCCAGAAAUGUGUAUAGACCUAUUCAAGAAAAUCUUUAUAAGUUUGAAUUAACAGCUAAGGUUCUUGAGUUUUCAGUAUCACAAACCAAAACAAAUGAUAGAUAAAAUUGGUUCAGGAACCCAUCAUGCAUUAGAUUUCAUCCAUUCAACACAUGACAUGUGUGGCUAAUAAAAAGACCCAAAACAUAUUGGUUUAGCUUCCCACAACUAAUAUACACACUCCAACAACUGCACCAGCGUUUGUGUUUCACAACUACUCCAUCUUAACCAAAUGACCUCCUGUCUAUUUAAAGAGCAAGGUCUACAGCACAACCACAUAUUCUGGUUAACCUUCAACUAGAAGUUCUUAGAGACCCAAAGCCCCUCACACACACAAAUUGCAAGAUGUUCAAGCAAUCAUCACUGGACGUCUCCAUCACCAUGCUAAUUGCUAGCAUAUGGAUGGCAACAAUUGUGUCAGCAGUGGAUCUUGCAACCACAGGUGGGGAAGCGCCAGUCCUUGAGUUAUACAUGCAUGACAUUCUUGGAGGCAAUAACCCUACAGCUAGGCCGAUUACCGGCUUGCUAGGGAACAUCUACAGUGGUCAAGUACCCUUUGCUAGGCCAGUGGGGUUCAAUCCUCCAAAAGAUGGGGUCGCCAUCCCCAAUGCCAAUGGUGCCAUUCCACUUGUUAAUGGCAACAACGGUAUCCCAUUAGGAACAGGAUUAGCAGGUAGUGCUUUUGGAGGAAAACCAAAUGACCCAAACCAGAAUGGUAAAACGGCAACCCAAUUAGGACCUGAUGGGUUGGGUCUAGGUUUUGGAACGAUCACUGUCAUUGAUGAUGUGUUGACCUCUGGUCCAGAGCUAGGGUCACAGUCUAUAGGGAAAGCCCAGGGAGUUUAUGUGGCAAGCUCUGCAGAUGGUACCACACAAAUGAUGGCAUUCACAGCUAUGAUGGAAGGAGGAGAAUAUGGUGAUAACCUCAACUUCUUUGGAGUGUACAAGAUUGGAAGCGCUAUGUCACGUUUGUCUGUGACCGGUGGAACAGGAAAGUUUAAGAAUGCUCGUGGUUUUGGUGAGGUGCGGCCACUCAUACCAUCUGGACAACAUGUCACAGAUGGUGCAGAGACAUUGUUGAGGAUCACUGUCCAUCUAAGCUACUAAGGAUGGUACUGUGAAUGAAAAUUUGAUGUGGGUGUGGUUGUGGGAAAAUGAAUGUGUGUAUGGUUUGUUAUUUUCCUGUUAAUGUGGCAUCUAUGAGUAAGGAAUAUGUUUUAAGUUUUAUCAGUC